Amorphotheca resinae ATCC 22711 is the source of this 1104-nucleotide messenger RNA. RefSeq lists its product as hypothetical. The record is from RefSeq and is a predicted model, not a curated record. Lineage: Eukaryota; Fungi; Ascomycota; Leotiomycetes; Helotiales; Amorphothecaceae. The coding region runs from base 278 to 1021 and encodes 247 amino acids. The transcript is spliced from 3 exons. Gene Ontology annotation, cellular component: cytosol. Gene Ontology annotation, molecular function: hydrolase activity, hydrolyzing N-glycosyl compounds. Gene Ontology annotation, biological process: cytokinin biosynthetic process.
CACUUGGGCAACUGUCCUUCCUCAGUUCUAUAGAUUGUGCUCCUCUAAACCACAAUCUCUAAGACCUAGUUUCAGUCUCACCAGCACAUCUUGCGCCUCGCUUGUCCCGCCUCACCGAUAAGACGCUCGAGUUCGUCCUCCGUUACCUUACCCCUUCUCGUACCCGGAAAUCACACGCACUCUCCUUUGCCCUUGAGAAUCAGCACUCUCUUGCUUUUUAGCAUUUUCUCAGAGAUAUAAUAAGUCCAACACAAGUCUACAAACAAGAUCAGAAACUAUGACAUCUGGCGAUGCCUCCCCCGCCGCCCCCUCUAUCGGCACGAAUGUAACGGCCAAUUCAAUAGCUGGGGCAAACCCUUCACGACCCGUAAAGAUAUGCGUUUUUUGUGGCUCCUCGCCCGGAAACUCUCCUGCACACAUGGCAGCAGCCCGCUCUCUCGCCCAAGUCAUGGCAUCGCAAAACAUCUCGCUCGUGUUUGGGGGCGGAACGGUUGGCAUUAUGGGUGAAAUUGCACGAACUUUGGUCUCUUUAUCUGGCCCCGAAGCUGUGCAUGGAAUCAUACCCGCCCCUUUGGUCAAAUAUGAACGAGGACCAGAUUCUGAGGCCCCGGCCGCGCACGCAGUAGAGGGCCAGCUCCCGGAUUACAACAUCUAUGGCAAGACAACAGUAGUGAAAGACAUGCACACGCGCAAACAUAUGAUGGCGUCAGAAGUCCUUGAAGGCGGGGAAGGGUCCGGCUUCAUCGCAUUAUCUGGCGGCUACGGCACCUUAGAGGAAUUGAUGGAAGUUGUGACGUGGAACCAGCUAGGCAUUCACAACCGAGGGGUGGUUGUCCUCAAUAUCGAAGGGUAUUGGGAUGACUUGCUGGCCUGGGUGAGAAAGAGCGUGGAAGCCGGCUUCGUGGGCGAGGGCAAUAAGGACAUCAUUGCAGAAGCGAAGACUGCGGAGGAGGCUGUUAGGGCGUUGAAGGAGUAUCGAGUCGCAAAGGGGAGGUUCCAGCUAGAGUGGGGUAAGGAAUGAUUGCCUUCUGUUGGGAAAGUUGAUGAGGCUCGAAUUGGCAUGGCACGGCAUGAUAAUGAUUGUUUUUCCAUUGUGAGCAAAUC